This is a messenger RNA of Fusarium pseudograminearum CS3096, 1479 nucleotides long. RefSeq lists its product as uncharacterized. The transcript is spliced from 4 exons. Lineage: Eukaryota; Fungi; Ascomycota; Sordariomycetes; Hypocreales; Nectriaceae. The coding region runs from base 1 to 1479 and encodes 492 amino acids. Gene Ontology annotation, cellular component: nucleus. The record is from RefSeq and is a predicted model, not a curated record.
AUGUCGGACCUACAAAGUCGUUUGGAGAAGCUGCAGGAGCUUUUGGGCAACGGCGUGAAGCUUGCUGAAACGCCACACGAAGACAACACUGCAGAUGGCCUUGGGAAUAGUUUCGGAAUGGUGAUGGAUGAUGAGUACAUCCGGAAUGAGGAGCGGCUUGCAGCUAGAGAGCAGGCCUCCCAGGAACAGCUGCGAGCCGAUGCUGAUGCCGCCAGACAAGGCCUGCUCAAAAGUAAUAAGGAAAAAGCCUUCGACAACGCUGCUUUUCGCAUCGGCCAGCCCGUUCACAAGGACUUUACUUUCUGUCCGUUCAAGGUCGUCGUGUCGUAUCCCGAACGUUUCAUCGGCAAGGUCAACAAGCCUCGUGCGAAGCCAUUUUUCACUGAAAUUCUCAAGGGCCGAACUUGGGACUUUUUCUAUCUUCAUGACCCGAUGGAGCCAGCCAGAGACCCUUACCUCUUGAUUCCAUCCGCCCAGUUCGAGGUUUUCCUCGAAGAAAUCAAUCUCAAGCUGAACACUUUCCUCAGAAUCCCUGUUGGCCCCAUGAACAAGGACAAGUUCUACAUGAAGUUUGGUGAAGGCGGCACCCCUCGUCCCCGUUACUUGAGGCGAUCUUUGGAUGCAACCUCCCUUGACAUCCGGCCAUGGCCUGCAGUCGACCCCGAAGACAUCAGAUCCUUCGAAGCGGCCUCGACACCGCAAAAGCUCACCUGGAGGUCCAAGAUGCGAAUCGUUAAGUCCGGCUUCGCACCAAAGAGGACGACAGAUCCAGACAAGGCUGCGAAGAAGAAGCGUCACAGGGACCAAAUGCUUCGCAACACACUGGGCUACUUGGGUCUUGUGGGAGACCCGGAUGGCCACGACAUCGUUUUCAUCUGUGUCGACGUUGAAGCAAUUGAACGGAAGCCAAACCCUAUUUCUGAAGUUGGGAUUUCUAUCCUGGACACACGGGACAUCAGAGGCGUUCACCCUAAGGAUGCUGGUCGUGGUUGGUGGCCUAUGAUCAAGACUCAUCAUCUUCGAGUGCAUGAGUAUGCUAGUUUACGAAACUACCAAUUUGUCAAGGGGUGCCCUGACUCUUUUGACUUUGGGAAUAGCGUAUUCCCUUACAAGAACGAGCUUCAAGACGUCAUCAUGAGCAUCUUUAACCCCUAUCUUUCCUCUCAACGGGAAAUUAUCGUCGUUGGGCAUGAUGUGCGACAAGACAUCACCUACUUCAACGAGAUAGGUAUAGAUCUCCGAGCCCUUGCAGGACUGAGAGAGCCUGUCGACACCCAGGACAUCCACCAAGCUUGGUCCAGCUCAACCAAUGGCCGAGGCCUCGUCACCGUACUCAACGAUCUGAGCAUUCCAAACAAGAAUCUGCACAACGCUGGCAACGAUGCCCACUACACGCUCUGCGCUAUGCUGGGAAUUGCGGUGGCAGAGGUCAAUGGGAACGAGCAGCAGAGCAAUGAAAUGCUUAACAAGGUGGACUGA